Molecule: messenger RNA, 698 nt
Organism: Xenia sp. Carnegie-2017
Lineage: Eukaryota; Metazoa; Cnidaria; Anthozoa; Malacalcyonacea; Xeniidae
Exons: 3
Coding region: 103-681 (192 amino acids)
Source: RefSeq, a predicted model, not a curated record
GCAGUUGUUGCCGAAGCAAUUUUGGAAGACCAAAUCGCUGAUUUGUGGCCUGAAUACCCAUGCCUAUACGAUGUUAGGUCACCAGAGUUUAAAAAUAGAGAAAUGAGAGAGCGUGCUUUGGAAGAAUUGGCUGAAAAAUUGGGUCAAACUGUUGCAUGGUUAAAAUCUAAAUUGAAAGCAUUACGAAAUAGUUACGUGAAAGCCAAGAAACCAUCAGCAAGUGGGAGUGCUAGGAAAAAUCCUACGAAACGGUCAACGUGGCUGUUGGAGAAAUUACAGUUUUUAGCUCCCCACGUGGCUUUUAGGGCGUCUGUUUCCAACUUGGAUACGGUGUCAUGUACAACACCUACAUCAGAUCUCAGCACUGUAGAGCUUGAUGACAGCAUUGAAGAUGACAAUUUCUCAAUUGAAAAUGAAUCAUGGGAAAACAAUGAUACUGACACAAUUGAAAUAGUAAAGUCAACAAAAGAACCACUCAAAUCCAGGCAAAUUAACACACAAAAGAGGCAAGCUGAUCACGAAUAUUCCUUGAUAAAAAUCUUUCUGAUUCAAUUUCUCAAAGAAACAAGAAACCCAAACCUGAUGAAACUUCAAAACAAUAUGAUGCAUUUGGAAAAUAUGUAUCUCAAGCACUAUCAGAUUUGGACAGUGCAACACGUCAUCUGGCCCAACAUCAAAUAAACAAUAUUAUAUUCCAG